ACAUUGUGUUUGUUCGAGGAUGAAAAAGGAGAAUACUAGGCUCGGUUUCCAGCCGUGACUACGUCGCGCUCCGCUAAUGGGAGAGGAUCGCGUACGCACCGAAACCACUACGGCAGGAAACAGAGCCUAGGAGAAUACUCAAGUCCUUGGCAGCUGGGACCCCUGUGUCAACUACCAGUAUUUUUGGGAUACCUGUGGAACAUGAAAAAAGCCUCCCUUUCUUCCAAAAUGGCGGACAAAAUGAUAUACAAAAGAUCCUCCAAACACAAAGACAUUGAAUCGGCUCAAAGAGACACAAGUAGAAAAAAUCAAAAAGACCAACAACAUAGCAGAUACUUCAAAUCAAUACCAAAUCUGGCUCAGCCGAUUUUAGGAACAAAAAAAACUACCAGGCUUCAAAAAAGGGGAAAUGGUGGAGUUGAGGUUCACAUCGCAUCAAAGUGUUUAAAACUGGACGUCACUCAACAUACUGGAAGACUAGGGAGAUUAUUUUAUGAUAUUCCUACUAUAGACCUUGCAAAGGAUUUGCUCGGCAAGCUUUUAUACCGUGUGUUGACAGGGGGUGAAGUCGUGAUCGGUCGUAUUGUGGAGACAGAGGCCUAUCUUGGUAGAACCGACAAGGCUUGUCAUUCGUUUGGCGGUAAGCGAACGGCGAAAAACGAAGCGAUGUUCAUGGAACCAGGCACGGCUUAUGUAUACUUCAUCUACGGGAUGUAUUAUUGUCUGAAUAUCUCGGGUCGCGAGGAAGGCGCUUGUGUGCUGAUCAGAGCUCUGGAACCAGUCAAGGGACUUGAUACAAUGAGAAAAUUCCGAGGAGCUAAACACAAGGACAAGGGAGCAGGUCUAAAGAAAAUCCAGCUAUGUAAUGGACCCUCUAAGCUCUGCCAAGCAUUAGACAUCAACAAGACAAACCUAAAUAAAAAAGAUCUGGUAACAUCUAACCGAUUUUGGAUUGAGGAAGAUGAUAGUGGUGGAAGGUUUAAGGUGGUGACAUCUCAUAGAAUAGGGAUUGAUUCGUAUGGUGCCGAAGCCUCAUCACAGCCUUUGAGAUUUUAUGUUUAUGGAUGUAGAAGUGUCAGUGUUAGAGAUAAGAAGGCUGAGGCUGAAUUAAAUUAAUAAAUCUUUUGGUGAACUA
Messenger RNA from Nematostella vectensis (starlet sea anemone), 1135 nucleotides. RefSeq names its product probable DNA-3-methyladenine glycosylase. Gene Ontology annotation, molecular function: DNA binding; alkylbase DNA N-glycosylase activity. The transcript is spliced from 2 exons. Gene Ontology annotation, biological process: base-excision repair. Bases 202 to 1116 code for a protein of 304 amino acids. The record is from RefSeq and is a predicted model, not a curated record. NCBI's taxonomy places the organism in Eukaryota, Metazoa, Cnidaria, Anthozoa, Actiniaria, Edwardsiidae.